AUGGCAGGAGAUAAAAUUAAUACAUUACGCUUAAUUUUUCAUUUAGGUACAGUUUUGCAUCAUGCUUUGGUAAUUUAUUAUUUAGCUGAUGCUGUAAUCUGUGUGAGAAAGAUAAAUAAUCCCUGGAUUCAACGCCUUGAAAGAUUUCAAGGAAGAUUUUUAACAAUGUGGAAUUUUGCAAUGCAGGCAUUUUAUUACACUGUGUGUAUUUUGCAAGAUACACUAGAACUGAAGUCAAAUAAUCAUUUGCAACAAAUGAAUCACUAUAUAAGGAAACUCAACAGUUAUAUCUUCCAGGCCUUUGUAUUUCCAUUAUCUCCUGCUAUAUCAUUGGUAUUUUGGAGUAUAUAUUUAAUAGACCGUGAACUGGUAUUUCCUAAAAUUUUGGAUCAGUGUUUUUCUCUUUGGUUAAACCAUGGCCUCCAUACAGUUAGCAGUGUGAGUGUAUUUACUGAAAUGUUUAUAACAUCUAACUGGUAUACUAUUUCACGACGGAAGGCUGUUUGGGGUAUCACAGCAAGUCAAGUUGCUUAUGCUAUAUGCUUCUUUUCAACAUACUACUUUGACGGAGUAUGGCUCUACCCGAUAUUUAUAACAUCUACCUGGCCACUACGUAUUUCCUUAGUACUUCUAAUAUAUGUAUGGACACUGGUGGCUUAUGCAUUUGGUGAAUAUUUGAGUACAAGAAUUUGGGGUUAUGAAAUUCAAAUGCUGAAAGCACAGGAGACUUCAAAAAAGAACAAGCAAAUCUAGAUUUUUGCAUACAACUAUGAGAGUAAUUUCAACAGCACAUUCAAUUUUAUACAUAGUCUUAGCAAAAGACUUUGUACAUUGGUCUUACAUGUCACCAAACUCACUCAUUAUUUUGUUAAAAUAAA
Schistocerca cancellata (South American locust) is the source of this 878-nucleotide messenger RNA. RefSeq names its product androgen-dependent TFPI-regulating protein-like. The record is from RefSeq and is a predicted model, not a curated record. The coding region runs from base 1 to 753 and encodes 250 amino acids. Gene Ontology annotation, cellular component: membrane; endomembrane system. Lineage: Eukaryota; Metazoa; Arthropoda; Insecta; Orthoptera; Acrididae. The transcript is spliced from 5 exons.